UUGAAUCGAUAAACAUAGAAAGGUUCAAUAAAAUAGUAACGUUUAAAAUGUCUCUGUGGGCGAUUCUUUUCGUAUCAAUUUUAUGUCGCGAAAGUUUUUGCGAAACAGAUUCAGACGAAAUGGAAUCAGAGAAUAUAUUUCGGAAGAGCAUAACGCAGCAGGAGUAUGAUGGUCUUCCUAUAGAGUACCCAGUCAAGUCGUCACGGACAGAUAAACUCACUACGACAUUAGAUCAAGUUUCAGAAACUCCAGAUAAGCGCUUUAGACGUAUUUACAACGCAGAUGAAGUAGCCUCUAUUGAGGAAUAUCCCUUUUUGGCCGCUUUACUUGUAAACAAGCAACUUUGGUGCGGCGCUGCCGUCAUCGCUAGUGACCGAGUCCUCACUGCUGCACAUUGUCUUCAGUUGCAAUAUAACAAUCGUUUUUUCCGUGAAUACGUAAAGAUGCUAACAAUCCGAUUGGGAUCCUCAAAUGCCACAUCCGGUGGUGAGAUAUACAGGGUGUCGGAGAUAUUCUUUCACCCCAAUUACAAGCCAGAUACACUUGAGUUCAAUUUCGCAGUGAUCCGAUUACAUAGAUAUAUAUCCAAUGAUAGAAUGAAAAGUAAAGUUGCGAAAAUCGACUAUGCUACAGAAAGGAUUGUACCCACGGACAGUGUGAUUACUUUUCUGGGAUGGGGUUCGGUUUUGGGAAUCGGUGGCCUCGGUGGACAAGUGUUACUGCAAAAGUUGGAGUUACCUAUAUACGACUUAGCCGAUUGUCAAGAAAUAUAUGGGCGAGAAUUGGUGACUCGUACAAACUUCUGUGCUGGAUAUAUUACAAAAGCUAAAAAUGUUUGCAAUCAUGAUGCAGGUGGACCAGCUAUACUAAAUGGGGUACUGGUAGGAAUUCUCUCUUUUUCCUCCAAACGCUGCGACCUCUUGGACCAGCCAGCAGUUUUCUCUGCAGUAGGAGCCGUCACAACAUGGAUAGACACAAUCGGUGAAACCACAUUUAAACUUACGAAUUCAGAGUUGAAAUAUCCAGACUGGAUCAACAAACAAGAGUAAAUAAAACAAUGAAUUGUUACAUUAACAUGCAAUAUAUUUUCUCUAAUACUGUACACUUGUAAUCAUUAGGACUACAUUGUAACAAGACAAAUAAAAACAUUCCAAAUUAUUAUUUUAAAUAUAUAUUUCUAUUCAACAUACAACAUUGAAUAACAUACAAUUUUUUUUGUUUCUCAUCGGUCUUCCAAUAUUGUAUUAUGGAAUGAUAUCGAGCUGAUUUAUAAAUAACUUUAUCCAGUGAUUAACAUUAACUGGCAACACCAAGCUAGGUAUGUACAGCGAUAGGCGUCGACGGUCAAGUUGUCAAAUGUGACAAUGACGCGGUAUUAAUGACGCCGAAUAGCUACGGAAUAUAAACAACAAUAAAGACUAUAUGUGCUUGUUAUAAGCGAUUAUUUGAG
Pieris napi is the source of this 1450-nucleotide messenger RNA. Its product is annotated as trypsin 3A1-like. The coding region runs from base 48 to 1049 and encodes 333 amino acids. The transcript has 8 exons. Gene Ontology annotation, molecular function: serine-type endopeptidase activity. NCBI's taxonomy places the organism in Eukaryota, Metazoa, Arthropoda, Insecta, Lepidoptera, Pieridae. The record is from RefSeq and is a predicted model, not a curated record. Gene Ontology annotation, biological process: proteolysis.